Molecule: messenger RNA, 933 nt
Organism: Vitis riparia (riverbank grape)
Lineage: Eukaryota; Viridiplantae; Streptophyta; Magnoliopsida; Vitales; Vitaceae
Product: cyclin-B2-2-like
Exons: 4
Coding region: 1-933 (310 amino acids)
Biological process (GO): regulation of cyclin-dependent protein serine/threonine kinase activity; mitotic cell cycle phase transition
Cellular component (GO): cyclin-dependent protein kinase holoenzyme complex; cytoplasm; centrosome
Molecular function (GO): cyclin-dependent protein serine/threonine kinase regulator activity; acyltransferase activity
Source: RefSeq, a predicted model, not a curated record
AUGGAUAUUGAUGGCCCGGAUACCAGGAAUCCACUUACAGUUGUUGAGUAUGUUGAAGAGCUGUAUGCCAGCUAUGGAAGGAUGGAGAGCUCUAGCUUUGUCUCUCUGGACUAUAUGGUUCGACAAUUUGACAUUAACCAUAAGAUGAAAGCUAUGCUGAUUGACGGGCUUAUCGAGGUGCAUAAUAGGUUUGAACUCACGGAAGAGACAUUGUUUCUUAUUGUUACACUCGUGGACAGAUUUCUAUCUCAGCAGACGUUGGCAAGAAAGAAGCUUCAAUUAGUUGGUUUGGUUGUUGUUCUCUUAGCGUGCAAAUAUGAAGAGGUUCCUGUUCCAGUUGUUGCUGCAAUUUUCUUUCAGUACAGGCAGACGGAGGCCUUCUAUGUCAUGCGUUACUGCCUUCUAACCGCUAAGGGCGCAGCCGAGAUCCUCAAGUGCUUACAGGAAGAGACCAACAAUCAUAACCUCAAUCCUUAUCUGGCAGUCAAACUGAAAUGCUUAGAAGGAGACUUGAGAUUGGAAUACCAUGAGAAUGAGGGAGAAAGUGCAGCUGCAUCCACAUAUCAGAUAGAGAGUCCCCAUGAGGAGAAUACCCGUGAGAAGAGAAAGUUAAGCUCCAGUAAAACCGAUGUUCCUCUUCUCUUGGACCUGCAGGUUGAGGAGACAAAAUAUGUGCCUGAAGUGAAGACGAUUCUGAGGAUGGAACUUCUGAGAAAUGAUGAUCUCCAAACUGUUUCAAGGCUAUGGGAAAAGGAUCGAUAUGGUUCUGUCAUGGGUGCUGGGGUAUUGGUAAUGAAGAGUUUAGAACGGGCCAUGAAACGAAGAGCUCCAGUUGUCGUUGUGUACUUGGGAGUUGCAGUUGACUGUGAUGCUCAUCUUAUGGCUGAUCCGGGGUAUGCAAAUGACAAGAUUGUGAUGGUAAGUGAACACUGA